This is a messenger RNA of Populus nigra (black poplar), 810 nucleotides long. Its product is annotated as serine carboxypeptidase-like 45. The record is from RefSeq and is a predicted model, not a curated record. Lineage: Eukaryota; Viridiplantae; Streptophyta; Magnoliopsida; Malpighiales; Salicaceae. The transcript has 3 exons. Gene Ontology annotation, molecular function: serine-type carboxypeptidase activity. Gene Ontology annotation, biological process: proteolysis. Bases 352 to 639 code for a protein of 95 amino acids.
CAUUGAAAUCAAGAUUUAAUGCGUUAGAAGUAGAGAAGGAUGACUCUUUGUCUACAAUAUAAAAUGUUUGUGAUUAGGAAGAGAGAAUUCGUAAUUAAAAAAAAUAAAAAUAAAAACACACAAUUGGGUCACUGUUCUUGACAAGACCAAACCAUUUUUUCUUUGCUCAUUCCUCUCUUCUUUUUGCCUCUCUUUCAUCUCCAAAUCAGUCCUCUCUUUCAUCCCUAUCCUCUCCAUCGCCACCCACUGACCCAGGCAUCUCCUUCGGCUCAGGAUCUUUCCCUCCCUCCCACACAAACCUCGGUUCAAGAUUCAACGUGGCCAUGAAAUCAAGCUCGGGCUCUCAAACAGAUGGUUGGCUCAAAAAGAAAGUGGAGAUCAAGAUCAGUCGUCCCACUCACUGGAACAAGGACACUAGUGAAUGGAUUAGUAAAGGGGUUGAGACUGAACACAACUGUUCCUUACAGAACCUCGUUCCAGGGAAAACAGGUUGCUGGGUGGACACAAGUAUAUGGUGAUAUAUUAUCUUUUGCAACCAUUAGAGGAGCAUCACAUGGAGCUCCAUUUUCACAGCCAAAGAGGUCUAUUGUGUUGUUUAAUGCAUUCUUGGAAGGAAAGCAACUACCACAAGCCCUAUAAUUUACUGAGCAAGUUCAUAAAUAAAUUAAUUUCAUAUCAAUUUGUCAACUGUCAAAACACUAAUUCAUUAGUACCAGUAGAACCAUUGAUGAGGGCAUAACUAUUGAUGUGUUGCAAGAUUUUCACCUGGCAUAACCAGUCCUGCUUUCAGUCAAGAUUUUCACUUCCCAA